Darwinula stevensoni is the source of this 975-nucleotide messenger RNA. The record is from the annotation of a GenBank genome assembly. Lineage: Eukaryota; Metazoa; Arthropoda; Ostracoda; Podocopida; Darwinulidae.
AGAUCCGGAACGAAAGGGAAAUUCACCGACGGAAUGGAACUGCUUCCAGUGUUUCAGGACACCCACGUCAUGAUCUUCGUGGGAUUCGGCUUCCUGAUGACCUUCUUGCGGCGCUACGGCUACGGGGCCGUGGGCUUCAAUUUCCUGCUCGGGGCCCUGGCCGUCCAAUGGGCGAUCCUUUGUCAAGGCUUCAUGCAUGCCCGAGUGAUCAGGGAAGAGAAGAUCCACGUCACACUCACCACUCUCCUGAACGCGGACAUCGCCGCGGCGACGGUGUUGAUCGCCUUCGGAGCAGUGCUGGGGAGGACGACGCCCUUGCAGCUCAUUUUCAUGGCGAUGGUGGAGAUGGUCAUCUUUGCCAUCAAUGAGUACCUGGUCUACGAGAAGUUCAAAGCCAGCGACAUCGGCGGAUCCAUAGUGAUCCACACGUUUGGCGCCAUCUUCGCCCUCGGACUGGCAGUGGGGACGGUGAAACGCGGAGUCGGAGGCAUGACCUUGCCGCAGAAGGCUCCCAAUUACUCCUCCAACCUCUUCUCCAUGAUCGGUACCCUCUUCCUGUGGGUCUACUGGCCGAGCUUCAACGCCGCCCUGGCCGUGCCAUCUGCUCAAGAGGCGGCCAUCGUCAACACCUACCUGUCUCUGGCCGCUUCCGUCGUUUCCACUUUCGCCAUCACGAUCUUCGAUUGCAUUCAGAACGCUACCCUGGCCGGCGGUGUGGGGGCAGGGGCAGUGUGCGACCUCCUCCGCCACCCGUUCGGAGCCAUCGUCGUCGGAUCCCUCGCCGGGGCCAUUUCCACGUGUGGCUUUCGCUUUGUCACGCCGGUCCUCGAGAAGAAAUUCGGAAUCAGCGACACUUGCGGCGUGUUGAAUCUCCACGGAACUCCGGGGAUACUCUCCGCGAUCGCCAGCGCCAUCAUCCUCGUCGCUGAAUACCUCCCAAUUUCUCCUUACGGGCAAGUGGAACCGAGUCUUUGA